This is a messenger RNA of Thecamonas trahens ATCC 50062, 1479 nucleotides long. RefSeq lists its product as uncharacterized. The record is from RefSeq and is a predicted model, not a curated record. Lineage: Eukaryota; Apusomonadida; Apusomonadidae. The transcript has 2 exons. Gene Ontology annotation, molecular function: alpha-(1->6)-fucosyltransferase activity. The coding region runs from base 1 to 1479 and encodes 492 amino acids. Gene Ontology annotation, biological process: protein N-linked glycosylation.
AUGGUCUGGCUCCUCCUCGCCCUUCACAUGCACCAUCACGCCGUCCGGUCGGCUAUGUUUGUGCCGCCGCACGAGCGGGCGCGGGUUCAGCCGGCAUCACUGGUGGUGCCCGACUCGCCACUUCCAGGGGCUCUUGCGAGAUGGAUUGACUUUCAUGAUGUGCCCUCGCUCGUCUCCUGGGCUCUCGCUCCGCCCGUCGACACGCUCCCGCGCCGAUCGCCGCAGUGCUCGCUGCAGGGCGAGAUGAUCCCGGCCUCGCGUGCCUGUCGCUGCGACGUACUGGAUCCGGCCGAGGUCGGCGUCGGAUGGGGCCCAGACCUUGUGGCCGCCUCCGCCGGGGCGCGGGGCCGAGCGAGGCCGUUCUCGCCGCUAGACAUCUUCCAUCCUGCUGCCGAUGCCCAUGUGGUGCAUCUCGUCGAGCGGCUUGAGCAAUGCCUGAGCGCCUGCGACGAGGUUGUCCAUGUAUACGAGACGCCCAACAACGGGUUCGGCUCUAACCUGCAGUUCUUCACCAGCCCGCUGCUUCACGCACUCACCGAGUGCCACGGCCUCGCCAUCAUGCCCAGCUACGAGGUCAAGAACAAGUUUCCUUAUGCUGAGCGCGCUGACUGUCCCGCCGCCGACUUUACCUGCUUCAUCAAGCUCCCCAUUCGUGGCAAGUGCGUCCGUCCGCGUGGCUGGGCCUGGCCCUCGCCGCACAUCAUGGCCUUUGGCGAUCCGAUCAGCAACGUCGAGCUGCGCCGGCACGAGGUGUCAGGCGUUACCCGCCCGCACUUUGUCCCGCCUCGCUACGCCGACGCCAGCAAGGGUGUGUUCUGGAUGCAGACCAUACUCCUCUCAUAUCUGUGGGCGCCGCAGGAGGCGAUGCUGGCCGACGCGCGGGCGCGGAUCAGAUUUGUGGUUGUCGGCGACCCGGUCCUCGCCGCCGGCUACCGGCCCUCGCACCGCGCCAUUGCCAUGCACAUCCGACACGGCGAUUCGUGCAAGGACGUCCGCCGCUUCCGACACUGCCUCCCGCUGUCGACGUAUAUGGAGGCGGCCGAGGCGAUGAAGGCCGCGUACGGCGUCUCCACCAUCCGGCUCGCCACCGACUCGGCAGCCAUCAUCCGCGACAUUGCUGAUCGCUACGCUGUCGCUGGCUCGGGAUGGCUCUUUGUCUACCAGGACAUGAGCCGCGAAGCAUACACAGAGCUCGGCAAGAGCGGCUUCCACCAAGACAUCGAGUUCAAGCUGCAGGAUGCGCGAUUUAACCGGACCGAGGAAGGGCUGCGGGUCUUGGCCGACCUCGACCACCUCGUGCACGGCGGGUAUGUCAUCGGUUCGUUUGCGUCGAACCUCGCACGCAUCGUCCUCAAUCUCGUUGCCGCUAACGUCGGCCGCUUACCGCCGUACAUCUCGGUCGACGGCACGCCGUGGUGCUACCACUGGGGCCGCGCCCUGCAGCAUCCGGGCCACGCCGAGGCCAAGCUCUUCUGUUAA